Aethalodelphis obliquidens (Pacific white-sided dolphin) is the source of this 3778-nucleotide messenger RNA. It is a transcript of the gene CAPN14, whose product is annotated as calpain 14. Gene Ontology annotation, cellular component: cytoplasm. Gene Ontology annotation, molecular function: calcium-dependent cysteine-type endopeptidase activity; calcium ion binding. Bases 2217 to 3671 code for a protein of 484 amino acids. The record is from RefSeq and is a predicted model, not a curated record. Lineage: Eukaryota; Metazoa; Chordata; Mammalia; Artiodactyla; Delphinidae. The transcript is spliced from 15 exons. Gene Ontology annotation, biological process: proteolysis.
UUUCAUAUUUUGCCGGAAUUUUCAAAACAAUGUUGAAAUUUUAAAAAGGAGCCUUCUUUUUUUGUUCCCCAUGUCAGUGCUAUUCUGAUACCUAUCUGGAUUCUUCUUUCUUUCACCUCCUUGGCUUGGGAGUUGUGAUCUUUUUCAAUGCUUUUUUUGGGGGAGGGGUAGGUCAGAUAAAAAAGUAUUCUUAGCAUCUGGCAUAUAGCAUCCUCUUAGAUUUGACAGAUACAUGUAUUUGUGUGUAUAGAGAAUCCUACAUACAUAAUUACAUAUUUGUGUUACGUGCUCUGAGUGUUUCUGAGAAGCCUGGGUAGAUGGUGAUGCUGUGAAUAGAAACUGAGACCACAGGAGGAACAGGAGGUUUGGAAAAUGAUAUCUACUGAUAGCCACAAGGAUACUGAAGCUCAGACCAGGAUCUUCUCAAAGGGUUUCCUUUUGCAGGAUGGGACAGAACUCACUUGUUUUAACAUGUGAGACAUGAGAUUGAAUUGACAGCAAACUCAAUGUGAGUCAACACUAAGAUGUAGGUGCCAAAAAUAAUUAUAAGGCUUGAGUCGCAUGCGCCCAAGUGUAGGAGAUGAGGAUAAUCACUGCUGCCUGGAAGCCUGUUACGUGGCUGGCGCUAUGCUAGCUGCUCUCACACACAUGACUUACUUUGUUUGCAUGACAGUUCGAAGUGUCAUGAUUCUCCCAGAGAGCGGAACAGAAGCUUAGUACCUAGAACGAGGCAGAGCAGGGCACAUGCCACAGUUUUUAUGAAGUGUAGGUGAACUGAUUGAUAAACCCAGAUGUGGUCUGAUAUGGUAUGGUUAACAGUCAGGGAGCCAAUCACUGUGUUGUAUUAUGGUUAACUUAAGGAACUGAAAUUUUAAAAAUUAUAUUUGGAGGACUGUUCCCUGCGAGGGCAAAAACAACCAAUCUACUGCUGUGCUAUUACCCACUUGCAAGAUUUCGGUUGUCAUCUGUAUGCCAAUAAUCCUAAACAUUCAUAUCUCCAGUCUGAGCUUCCCCUGGGUAUCCUGUAGACAGGCAGCUCACAUUCAGUCCCAGGGCUGAGAGUUUCCCAAAGACCUCUUGGUAAGCACUAAAUGCAAUCAUUACGGAAUAAUUUUAAUUACUAUUUUAACACAAUUUACUGAGUGCUUAUUAUGGACCAGCCACUGGACUAAAUGUUUUGUAUUCAUUACGAAAUGAAUAGUUGAAUUUUCCCACUAAUCUUACAAAGUAUAUAUUAUCCCUAUUUUGUAGAUGAUAAAACUGAAAUGAUAAAACUGAGUCAGUAAAUGGUUAGAGUUGGGUUCAGACCCCAGGUUUAUUUGGCUGUAAGUGUAAGUGUGACUUCCCCAAAGUCCUCCAAUUCCCUUUAACUCUGUUUCAGACUUUUUCAACUCCAUUCGCACCUGAUUUCUUCUUUCUCUUAGAUCACCAUCAGUCAUGUUUGUGUGCGUCAAGAACUUUUAUUUUCAUAUUGAGAUAACAAAAUUUAUAUUUAAAAAUAUUUAUGUUUAUGAUUUUAUAUUUAUUUAACAAAUGUAUUUAACAAAAUUUAGCACUUAAUAUGUGAUAAAUACUGUCCUAACUGCUUUACCCAUGUUAGCUCAAUCCUCACAACAGUCCUAUGAGUAGGUGUAUUGGUGUCCUAGGGCUGCCAUAACAAAUUGCCGCAAGAGAAAUUAAUUUUUCACAGUGUUUCUUAAAGGCAGAAGUCUGAAAUCAAUGUGUCCUUAAUACCGUACUCACUCCAAUGGCUGUAGGGGAGGAUCCUUCCUGCCUAUUUCGGCUUAGGUGGCUCCCAGCAUUCCUCAGCUUGGAAUGCAUAGCUCCGGUCAUUGCCUACAUCUUCACACACCCUUCUCCUCUGUGUCUUUCCCCUUCUAUUCUUUUGUAAGGACACUUGUCAUCGGAUUUAGGACCCACCCUAAUCCAGAGUGAUUUUAUCCCAAGAUCCUUAACUUAAUUACACCUGCAAAGACCCUUUUUACAAAUAGGAUCACAUUGACGGAGUCUAGGUAAACGUAUCUUUGGAGGAGGGUACCCAUUCAAAUCAUUGCAGUAGAUGUGACUAUUGGCUUCAUUUUACAGAUCAGGAAAAGGACACAGAGAGGUUAAGUAACUUCCCUUAGGUCUCACAGCUAGUGAGCAGCACAGCCAUUUUCUCCUCUUACCAACUCCCAGGGCCUUUGAUCGUUCAUUUCAAGGUCUCAUCUGCAGGCAUGAAUCUCACCCAGAUAUCUGCAACAUUUGCUAUUGGCACUCAGCCCAGCCACUGGACUGGUUCUUAUUUUAUACAGGUGACCUCCAAACAUGGACCUGCGUACCUAGUCAAGCUGCGGAACCCCUGGGGAAGAGUGGAAUGGAAAGGAGACUGGAGUGACAGCUCAAGUACGUGCGAGCUACUGAGCCUCAAGGAGAAGAUUCUGCUGCUGAGGAAAGAUGAUGAUGGGGAAUUCUGGAUGACACUGCAGGACUUUAAAGCACAUUUCAUGCUUCUGGUCAUCUGUAAACUGAGCCCAGGCCUGCUGAGUCAGGAGGUGGUCCAGAAGUGGUCGUACACCAUGCUGGAGGGGAGAUGGGAGAAAGGGACCACGGCUGGUGGUCCGACAAAGUCACCCCGAGACACAUUUUGGAAGAACCCUAAGUUCCUGCUGUCGGUCUGGAGGCCCCAGGAGGGCAGGAGGUUCCAGAUGCCUUGUAGUGUGCUGGUGUCCCUGCUCCGGAAGCCCAGGCACAGGCACCGCAACAAGAAGCCUCACCUCGCCAUUGGCUUCUACCUCUUCAGGGUAGAUGAGCAAGAGGCUGCUUUCACUGAGAUGACACGGAAUAUCCAGUUGAUCUGUAUGGGAGAUGGCUGGUGGGUUCCAGCAAAGGUGCCCGUCCUCUACCCACAGAGCUAUGAUGACCAGAGGAGACUGCCUCCCAAGUUCUUCUGGGAAAAUGCUCCCCUGAAUUGGCCUGAGACGUUUCUCAGAGAGAAGGAGGUGAGUCGGGAGCUGUGGCUGGAGCCUGGGACAUACGUCAUUGUGCCCUGCACAUCUGAGUCCUGCCAGGAGUCUGAGUUUGUCCUCAGAGUCUUCUCCAGGAAGCGCGUCUUUUAUGAAAUUGGCCGCAAUUCAAGUGUCAUCUUCCCUAAGGAGACUAGACCAAAUGGAGGGCAGGAUGAAUUCUUCACCCAACUCUUUGAAAAGCAUCCAGAAAUAAAGGCAGUCCAACUGCAGAAGAUCCUGAACCACAUGCCCUGGGAAGGUCUAAGGAGCGAACAGCCUCUCUUCAGCCUCGAGGCCUGCCAGGGGAUCCUGGCCCUACUGGAUCUUAAUGCGUCUGGCACCAUGAGUAUCCAGGAAUUCAGGGACCCAUGGAAGCAGCUGAUGCUCUAUCAGGAGGUUUUCCACAAGCAAGACACUAACUGCUCAGGAUGCCUGAACUGGGCCCAGCUGCGGGCUGCCAUGAGGGACACAGGAAUCGCGCUCAGUGAUGACGUCUGCCAGCUGAUGCUCAUCCGCUACGGUAGCCCUGACCUCCAGAUGGCCUUCGUCAGCUUUGUCCGCUUGAUGCUGCAUGUGGAGAACAUGCAGGACGUCUUCCAAAACUUGACCCAAGAUGGCAAAGGGAUAUACCUCCAGAAGCCAGAAGUAAGACCUUCUCCACGGGGUCGAUUCAUGUCAUCUUAGGGAGCAGUGGCCGUUGCCGGUUCAGGGGCUUGUGAAGGAGAAGGGUUCUGAGUGCCCUUCGUUCUGCUGAGUGCAUGAUGGAGCACUGUAUUCAGUGCACUUAUUCA